This is a messenger RNA of Pseudoliparis swirei, 518 nucleotides long. Its product is annotated as JNK1/MAPK8-associated membrane protein-like. The record is from RefSeq and is a predicted model, not a curated record. Gene Ontology annotation, molecular function: ubiquitin protein ligase binding. Gene Ontology annotation, biological process: response to unfolded protein. The transcript has 5 exons. NCBI's taxonomy places the organism in Eukaryota, Metazoa, Chordata, Actinopteri, Perciformes, Liparidae. Gene Ontology annotation, cellular component: membrane. The coding region runs from base 87 to 518 and encodes 143 amino acids.
GUUUGCGUAGAAAUUGACUACCAGAUGAAAAUACGGUAGCACUGAGGCCAGGCACCGUGUUGGAAUCAAUCAUUACUGGGCACAUAAUGGCUGUGUCCAUGAGUUCAACAUGUCCAGGCACAUACUGUGGCAGGAUGAUGGUCAACGGAUCCGUGGAGGGAGAGUGUGGCGUGUGUCCUCGCGGAGAACGUGCCAACCUGCAGAAUGUUUGCAAGCGCUGCACUGAGUCCCCAGAGCUGUAUGACUGGCUCUAUCUGGGCUUCAUGGCCAUGCUGCCCCUCGUAUUGCACUGGUUCUUCAUUGAAUGGUAUUCUGGGAAGAAGAGCUCCAGCGCCUUGUUGCAGCACAUCACGGCCAUGUUGGAGUGCGGCGUGUCAUCCGUGGUCACCUUGCUGGUCACGGAGCCGGUGGGAAAGCUCAGUAUCCAUUCGUGUCACGUCCAAAUGCUGUCGGACUGGUACACCAUGCUGUACAACCCAAAAGGGCAUUACCAAAAUCCGCCCGGGCUGGAGCGAUGA